AUGAAGUUCAACUUUGCAUCAGUCACAUUAUUUUUCACAGCUGCAGUUUCAACUGUUGCUGCUAUGCCAGCCGCUUCAGCUCCAUUGGAAUUGACUCCUAGGGAGUUCGAUAUUGCCAACAAUGCUCUCCACAAUAUGGAACACUACAACACCAAGAGAUCUUUAUUGAGUGAAGCUGACAUUGUCAAAAGAGAAUCACAAAUUGUCACCGAUAUUUUGACCAUUAUCAAAGACACCAACUUGGCUCCAGGUGUUAUUGAAUAUUUCAUCUCCGACCCAACCUUGUCAAACAUCACCAUUAAUGUUAUUGUUUCUGCUAUCAAAAACGGUUGGAUUAACUUGGACACAUUGUUGAAAUCAUUAAACGACUCUGGAUUGGCUGUUGAUGUUAUUCAAAACCUUAUCAACGAUUGUGCUUUCUAUGCUCAAAUCUUCAAAUUGGUUGGCCAAUGGCUCGAAAACUUGCCAAACAUUAUUGCAAACUUGUUGGGUAUUAACGCUGCUGCCGUUUCAUCUGCUGUUGACAAGAGAGAAAUUGCUAGAAUGGGUGCAGAAUACAUCUCCCCAGUUUAUGCUAGAGACACCCAAGACAUUCUUACCUCAUUGAUGGAAUCAUUAAAGAACUCUGGUUUGGCUAACCAAGUUGUUGAAGCUUUGGUUGUUGAUGAUGACUUCUACACCUGGGGUGGUGAAUUGAUUUCAAGAUUGUUCUCCUCCGGUGCCAUCACUCUUGGUGAAUUGAUUGAUGCUUUAGUUGACUCUGGUUUGAUCCCAUCCCUUAUCAAGGCUUUCUUGAAUAUUGACACCCUUAAAUCAGUUAUUGUUAACGCUUUGGCUGCUGCAUUCGGAAACUGUAAGGACACUUCAACCACCUCAUCAAUUGUCACCACUCCAACUGGUGGUCCAGCUCCAACUGUUACUACUGGUAGUGCUGAUCUUAGUUCACUUCUCAGUGACACUUCAUUCAGUACCGUCACUACAACUGGUACUCCAAGCAAGUGUAAGAAGAAGAAGAGAUCAACUUAA
Messenger RNA from Lodderomyces parapsilosis, 1026 nucleotides. RefSeq lists its product as uncharacterized. The record is from RefSeq and is a predicted model, not a curated record. The transcript has a single exon. Bases 1 to 1026 code for a protein of 341 amino acids. Lineage: Eukaryota; Fungi; Ascomycota; Pichiomycetes; Serinales; Debaryomycetaceae.